Molecule: messenger RNA, 2446 nt
Organism: Mercenaria mercenaria
Lineage: Eukaryota; Metazoa; Mollusca; Bivalvia; Venerida; Veneridae
Product: nose resistant to fluoxetine protein 6-like
Exons: 15
Coding region: 97-2130 (677 amino acids)
Molecular function (GO): acyltransferase activity, transferring groups other than amino-acyl groups
Source: RefSeq, a predicted model, not a curated record
UCCCUGUUGGCCCCGCUUCUACCGCUGUUAUCCAAAACUGGAUUAAGCGACCCAACAAAGUUAGUUCCUUUGGCUAUAGGUUAUCUGAGGUCCAAUAUGAAUCUGCUAGCAAAGAAAGGUGUAAGUGAACCUUGUACGAAUGAUCUAUAUAUGUGGGCCACAGGACUUCAAACGUUUCAAGGCUGGGCUUGGAAAAUGAUUGAUUCAGGAUUCAAGAUUCCGAGUAAUUUAGCAGGUUUAAACCUUAAAUGGAUGGGCGACAUGGGCGAAUGCACCGCUAUCCAUGCUAGCGCUUAUAACAACUACACUCGAAGUAUGCAGGAAUUUGACGGGAAAUACUGUCGUCUUCUUAUACCAGUAUCGGGCAUUCCAGGGGCAGGUUUUCAGAUGAUGGUGCUGGGUUCGUGCGCAUCAAGCCAUUGUUCCAACAGUGAUGUGAAAAUUAUUGUAGACUCACCUAUAGAAGCUGUGGUACCGAAAACAUUCACUAGCAGAUCAAUAGUAUCGUGCGUUGUGGAGAAGGAACUAGAUUCUAAGGCCAUCGCCGUCAUAUGUUUUUUGGCUAUUCUUGGAGCGGUCGUCACUAUAGCAACGCUCUAUGACGUAAUCACUAUUCAGCUUAAGUCAGACGACAGCGAACCAAACUCUUACAAGCUACAACAUAAUGAAGCAGUAAAUAUGAAUACUAUUCACACUAAUGGCGCUUACACUGUGACAGAAGCUGAAAAUGGCCCACUUCCGGUAAAAGAGGAUCUUGGGACUUCAAUACAAAACGGAGUAAUACUAACCUCCGAUUUUAGUAUUACCAAUAAACCGAAACAAGAGCAAAGCAGAAUAGUGAAGGCGGUUCUAGCUUUCUCUGCGUAUACAAAUGCACGUAAAUUACUGAGUACCAGCCAAGCUUCCGGAAGUUUGAGCGCAAUCAAUGGCAUCCGUUUCUUAAGCAUGGCUUGGGUCAUUUUAGGCCAUACUUACUUUUUCGCAUUGAACUAUACAGCUAAUGGUUUUGACUUAGGAAAAACAAAAAUCAAUCAGUAUUCAUUCAUGGCUAUCAUAUAUGCAACCCCGUCUGUGGACAGUUUCUUUGCGCUCAGCGGUUGUUUGGUUGCAUACCUGACUCUACGGGAACUCCAGAAGGUGGGAGGAGCUAAAAAACUGAAUUGGUUCAUGUUCUACUUUCACCGAUUUUGGAGGCUGACGCCCCCAUAUAUGUUGAUAAUUUUGGUUGGAACGAUAUUGUAUCGAUAUAUCGGUAACGGUGCACUUAAGCCAGAUGGCGAUAACCCAUUUAUGGAGAACUGCCGAGAUAACUGGUGGACGAAUUUGCUGUACAUCAACAACUUUGCAAAAACAGAUAAAAUGUGUAUGGGAUGGACCUGGUACUUGGCCAAUGAUAUGCAGAUGUAUAUUCUCAGCCCGCUUAUUUUCUUACCACUGUUCUAUAACAUAAUUGCCGGUGGAGUAGUGUCUGCGAUAUUCAUGAUUGGCACAAUCAUAGCAACAGCCGUGAUAUCACAUGAACACCAGUACCCUGUACAAAGUGCUUCGCCAUAUGCACCUACAAAACAAGACGGACACUAUAAUGAUUUGAUGUACAUACCGUUUUAUACAAGAAUGGGACCUUACAUAGUUGGUCUAAUAACUGGCUUCGUUUUGUAUAAAUGUAAAUGCAAGUUCAGGAUACCAAAGGUAAUAAACCUUGGUUGCUGGGUCCUGUGUGUUCUGAUGACAACAGCGGUUAUCUAUGGUCCCUAUACGAAGGAUGACGGCCAUAUAAUGAGCACAGAUGAUUCUACGGCGUACUAUACAUUGUUUAGGACAGUGUGGGGAAUAGCCGUUUGUUGGGUUAUCUUUGCUUGUGCGACAGGAAAUGGAGGUUGGAUCAAUGAUAUACUGUCCUGGAGUCCGUAUGUUCCACUAGGACGACUUACCUAUUGCGCAUAUCUCCUUCACCCUCUCGUCAUGAUGAUGUUCUACGAGAACAGAAUGCAGCCGGUCUAUUUCACAGACUAUGAUACGGUCUAUUAUUUCCUUGGAAACCUAGUUCUGUCGUAUGGUGCAGCGUUUGUCAUUUCGUUAUUCUUUGAAUCGCCGAUGAUGGGCCUGGAGAAAGCCAUCUUCAAAAAGUAGCUGAUAUAGAGCUGAUCCCUGAAGUGCUUAAAUAUUACAGUAGAUAAGAUAGAGUGAACCAUUAUCAUAACUAAAUCAUCUAAAGUAAUGGUUUAUGAGAAAGAUAUUGGACAACACAUUCAAAUAACAUGUUAUACGAAAUCAAUAAAAUCAGUUCUCGCAACAUGGGACUAUUUUUCACAUAUUUCAGGAUUGGAUAAAUUAUGAAAAUUGUGAAACCACGAAGUGUUAUUCCCAGGAAACCAGAUUUUACAUUUUAUGAACAUACAUAUUUACAUGUCAAUGCUUUGAUGAAGUAAACAAAAUAAAAAUUCUA